Paramecium pentaurelia is the source of this 418-nucleotide messenger RNA. The record is from the annotation of a GenBank genome assembly. Lineage: Eukaryota; Ciliophora; Oligohymenophorea; Peniculida; Parameciidae.
UAAUGCAACAAGAUAAAGAAAUCUCCAAAAAUUGGCUUAGAGUUGAUCCCUUUGAUACUCCAGUUUUAAAAGAUGCACCAUAACAUUAACCUGAAAGAUUUAGUCAAUAUAUUGAAUUAAAGGAUGAAAAUGAUAAUGUGAUUGGAUUUCAAGUGGAUGAAUAAUAAUAUAUAUUUGAUUUAGAGGGAGGGUAAUUUAGUCAUUUUUAAAUACUUUAGAUGGAGAGAUGAAAAUGGUUGUCAUUAUGAUAAAGAUGGAUAACCAGCUGGAUGGUUUGUCCUUCAUCCUGGUGAUAUUCAUCAUGAACAUUUUUAUGAUCAAGAGGGUAUUUAUGUACCUAGUGAUAAUGAAAAUUCUGACAAUGAAAAAGUGCUUGGUGGAGAUGCUAAAUAAAUAUAAAAAGAUGAACAAUCUUGAA